This is a messenger RNA of Medioppia subpectinata, 1898 nucleotides long. NCBI's taxonomy places the organism in Eukaryota, Metazoa, Arthropoda, Arachnida, Sarcoptiformes, Oppiidae. The record is from the annotation of a GenBank genome assembly.
UUAUGUAUCACUCGAUUCACUCAUUUAUUACUUUCGUAAACAAAACAUUAAUUGUAAACAACAUAUGAUUUGAUGAUAACGUGUAUUGAAUUGGCACUCAAUUGACGGCUAAACACGUGUUUCGCGACACAAACUCUUUGCCAAUCAUUAGGUCCGGCGAGCGAUAGUCACGUGACAGCAUGUCUUCUACACUACCAGCAGCUGAUCCACCGCUAGUGAAGUACUUCCCGUUCUCGUCGGUCAUCGACACCGGCUUUUGGCAUCUGUUGGCCCACAAGAAGCUCAACGCCAUCCGAUUGGACGACUCGGCCAUCGAUAUCGUCGGCCAUUACAGGACAGAUUUGUCCCUCAAUUUGCGGCCACUUUUGAACGUCAAUUACGAGUCCUUCGAGAAAUAUAGCGAUGCGAGCAAAGAGUGUCACCCAAUGUAUGGCCAACUGUUGGUCACCAAUACGUACGAAGAGUUUGUCAACAAAGACAAGAAACUGUUGAUUAAUAGUGUGGCCAAAGAGAUAUGGAAAGACAUAACUGACGGCACCGGCGCUCAACACCCGUCCCAAUCGUUGGCAAAGUUUGCGCUAUUAGUAUAUGCCGAUUUAAAGAAAUAUAAAUUUCAUUAUUGGUUCGCAUUUCCCGGACUGUGUUUUCCCGACAAAACAUAUCUAACCAACGGAUCGCCUAAAGUGUUGGCCAGUGUUUGGUCCGAAAAUAAUAUGAACACAUUGUACGCCAAAUACACGACCGGUUUAGACAACAAUAGCAAAACUUAUUUCAUAGUCUUUGCGAACGACUCUCACAUCUCUGUCCACACAUUACAGGAAUAUUCUUCCCUUACGGACAGAACCGAUGGAAAGCUAUACUUCGCAUUCGCCGACUCUUGCAGUUCGCAUGAAUACCCCGGUUGGCCGCUCAGGAACUACUUGGCCCUCAUUGCUGUCCACUUCAAACUCACCGAAUGCUCAGUACUGGCCAUUCGACUGCGGGAGCGGUCGGUGAAGACUAGUCUCCUAUUGGACAUCGAGUGGUCGACACCGGCGUCGGCUCCGACUGCGGACACCAUUGAGUGCGUCGGUUGGGAGAAGAACGAGAAGAAUAAACUGUUGCCACGAGUGGUGGACUUGUCGGCGCUCAUGGAUCCGAUCCGUUUGGCCGACACUGCGGUCGACUUGAAUCUGAAGCUAAUGCGCUGGCGUUUAGUGCCGUCGCUUGAUUUGGACACCAUAUGCGCGACCAGGUGUCUGAUACUGGGCUCCGGGACGUUGGGCUGUGCGGUGGGCCGCGGAUUACUCGCCUGGGGGGUCAGGAAUAUCACAUUCGUGGACAACGGACAGGUCUCGUACUCUAAUCCGGUGCGACAGUCGCUGUUCGCGUUCAACGACUGUCUGGACGGCGGCCGACCCAAAGCCGUGGCCGCCGCCGACGCGCUUAAGACUAUAUUCCCGAACGUCAACUCCCGAGGCGUCCAGUUGUCGAUACCAAUGCCCGGACACCCCAUCUCUGAACAACUGAUUGAAAACUGUCGCAAAGACGUGGAACUGCUCGAGACGUUGGUCGACGAACACGAUGUCAUUUUCCUGCUGAUGGACACUCGGGAGAGCCGAUGGCUGCCCACUGUGUUGGCGACCGUCAAGAAUAAGUUGGUCAUAAACGCUGCGCUCGGUUUCGACACGUUUCUCGUGCAAAGGCAUGGCGUCCGUCGUGUGGACACCCCUGUGGCCGACGCCGAGUCCGGGCAAGCGUUGAGCGCUGCGGCCGCUCCGGUGUCGGCCCCCACGCCGUCGUCUUCUAAGAUGACUGACCACAGCUGCGGCGGUGGCGGCGGCCCCGGGAGGUCACGCAAAGUGAGUGGACUAGAACUGGGCUGUUAUUACUGCUCGGAUGUCGUCGCACCGGGAAAU